This is a messenger RNA of Aphanomyces invadans, 1131 nucleotides long. RefSeq lists its product as hypothetical. The transcript is spliced from 2 exons. Lineage: Eukaryota; Oomycota; Saprolegniomycetes; Saprolegniales; Verrucalvaceae. Bases 1 to 1131 code for a protein of 376 amino acids. The record is from RefSeq and is a predicted model, not a curated record.
AUGAGCUUGCAGCCCCUGCAGAGUCCGUUGAAACCUUCGGCCCUGUCAACCUUUGCGGCCACCACCGUCAGCCCCACAUCCACGCCACUCGGAAGCGUCCGACCAACUGCGUUGAAUGUGCUCCAAGCGCCGAUGCAUGAACUCGCGAGCUUGUGUCCAUUGAAGCCACAACCAUCGGCUCUGGCAUCAUUUGCCGCGACAUCUCCAUUGAAACAGCCGACGCCGGCGUCAGCCCUUUCGUCGUUCGCGGCAAAAGCUGCGACGCCCGCGCAUUCUCCAACCCACUUGUCGCCUGUAGCUCCGUCGGCGCUGUCACCCUUGGCAUCGUCGGAAGCACUGGCUCCACUCAAGAGACCAUCCGCGCUGGCGUCGUUCGCAGCUCAGGACGUAGCCCUUGUUUCGUCAACACGACCAACAAAUCAUGUUCAGAAUCCUCGCGGCGCAAGUGGCGGACGGCCCUUGGCCUCUCUCGGGCUCCACACGAGUUCACAACCUGACGAGAAGGCACGAUCGAGGGACGACGGUGACGCUGGCGACGACAAGGAAAAGGAAUCGAUAUCACCGACGUUUGCCGAGGCAAAAGAUAUCAAGUCGACAAGGCCACAAGAGCCCAGACUCCACCACGAAGAUGAGUCGCCGGAUGAGAAAUCGACUGGUGAUGAAAACUCCGACAAGGAAGAUUUGCCGAGUGACGAGAUCGAGUCGGCGGCGAGCGACAGCGACGAUGCCAAAGAGAGCAAGCUACGUUGGAAGGCAUAUUCUUGCAAAAAGGGGGACGGCCAUCCGCUCGACCAGAAAAGUUCCAUGCGCGGCGGCACAACCCGGACUUGCCCACCUCCGUUAUCGUUCCCCAUCCAACAAACCAACGGCGACCGCAUCUUGCUCGCGAUGGUAAACGAAGACGUGGACGAAUUGAAGCGCUUGCUGGACACAAGCAGCAUGGGCUCCCUCGGCGCGAUUCGCGACAGUUUCGAUCGGUCCGUCAUGCACUAUGCCGUCGGGAUUGGUGCCGAAUCCAUGUGCCAACUCGUGCUCGGGUUCCCUCAAGCGUCAUUCUCCAACCCAUCGUCGCCGCGACAACAGUCCAAAAGCAAAGGCAGCGACGGCAAGCUCCAAUCCGAACGGAGAUGA